Molecule: messenger RNA, 1902 nt
Organism: Perognathus longimembris pacificus (Pacific pocket mouse)
Lineage: Eukaryota; Metazoa; Chordata; Mammalia; Rodentia; Heteromyidae
Gene: Klhdc8a
Product: kelch domain containing 8A
Exons: 5
Coding region: 1-1053 (350 amino acids)
Molecular function (GO): protein binding
Source: RefSeq, a predicted model, not a curated record
AUGGAGGUGCCCAGCGUCAAGGACUUCCACUGGAAGAGCCUGGCGCCGCUGCCCAGCCGCCGGGUCUACUGCUCCCUGCUGGAGAGCGGGGGCCAGGUCUACGCCAUCGGGGGCUGUGACGACCACGGCGUCCCCACGGACUGCUUCGAAGUCUACUCCCCGGAGGCCGACCAGUGGACCUCCCUGCCCCCCCUGCCCACGGCCCGCGCCGGGGUGGCCGUCACCGCCCUGGGGAAGCGCAUCAUGGUGAUCGGGGGCGUGGGCACCAGCCAGCUGCCCCUGAAGGUCGUGGAGAUGUACAAUAUCGACGAGGGCAAGUGGAAGAAGAGGAGCACGCUGCGCGAGGCGGCCAUGGGCAUCUCGGUCACGGCCAAAGAUUACCGAGUAUAUGCUGCAGGCGGGAUGGGCCUGGACCUCCGUCCACACAACCACCUCCAACACUACGACAUGCUCAAGGACAUGUGGGUGUCACUGGCACCCAUGCCCACCCCAAGAUAUGCCGCCACCUCCUUCCUCCGAGGCUCCAAGAUCUACGUGCUGGGAGGACGACAGUCCAAGUAUGCGGUCAAUGCCUUUGAGGUCUUUGACAUCGAGACUCGCUCGUGGACCAAGUUCCCCAACAUUCCCUGCAAGCGGGCCUUCUCCAGCUUCGUGACCCUGGACAACCACUUGUAUAGCCUGGGAGGCCUGCGGCAGGGUCGGCUGUAUCGGCAACCCAAGUUCCUUCGGACGAUGGAUGUGUUUGACAUGGAGCAAGGGGGAUGGCUGAAGAUGGAGCGCUCCUUCUUCCUCAAGAAGAGACGAGCAGAUUUUGUGGCCGGCUCUCUGAGUGGCCGGAUUGUCGUGGCAGGGGGACUUGGGAACCAACCCACCGUCCUGGAGACGGCGGAAGCCUUCCACCCGGGGAAGAACAGAUGGGAGGUGCUCCCUGCCAUGCCCACCCCCCGCUGUGCCUGCUCCAGCAUCGUCAUCAAGAACUGCCUCCUGGCCGUGGGGGGCGUCACGCAGGGUCUGAGCGAUGCCGUCGAGGCCCUGUGCGUCUCUGACGCGUAGCCGUCCGCAGCCCAGCGUCUAUGCCCUGGACUCUUCUCCUCCACGGCUGACAAGGGAUGGUCUUGCUAAAGCAGUUGACCUAUAUUUCCUGGGGUGUCAGCUGCUCCUCACGGCCAGCAGGGCCAGCCUCUGGGGCUCUCAGUGACCUCCUUCCACCCCGAAGUACAGCCACUCCCGGAAGAGAGGAAGAGAAGCCUCCAGCAGCCCUCGCUGCAGCUGAGCCGUCUCUUGUGGACCGUCCUUGCGCAGUGCUCAGGCACAGAAAGGACACAGGAAUAUCCCACCCGUGCCCCUCCCUCCGGGAGGCAGGGAGGGACACCUCCCACUCAGAGGGGGGCUGCCAUGGUCCUCCCCCUGUUCUGAACAAGUGUGAGGGUCUCGGGAUAAACGGUGGGGAGCGAUGGGAGAGCCCCAAACCCUGUGUGUCUCUUUGACACCCCCCACCCCCGGUCCCUUCCACAUUCGAUGGUCCGCUGCGGGCCUGGCUGAGGCCUCACGGACCCAGCAGGAGCUGACUUGAAGCUCGGCCCCGCUGCAGAGGGAAGGAAGUCAGGGGACGCAGGGUCGCUCCAUGCCAGGAGCCAUGGCAGGAAGGACCGGGGCUGGGCAUGGGGUGACAGGGUAGGAAGCAGGGGCCCUGCGUCUGCUCCUGCAGCCCUUCCCCCUUUGCAUUUUGCCUUCUGCCACCUGCUCCCGCCAGAGGCCUGGCUCCUCUGUCCCCAGUGGCCCCCCCCCCCCCCGGAGUGUUCCUGUGUGAAACCUCAUCUACACUGUGGCAUCCAAAUCCACCAAGGAUGGAUUCAUAUGCACUCUGGUUAGUAGCAGCAGCACAAUGAUUAAACUCUAUAU